This is a messenger RNA of Salvelinus namaycush (lake trout), 2444 nucleotides long. RefSeq names its product zinc finger protein 418-like. The transcript has 4 exons. NCBI's taxonomy places the organism in Eukaryota, Metazoa, Chordata, Actinopteri, Salmoniformes, Salmonidae. The record is from RefSeq and is a predicted model, not a curated record. The coding region runs from base 1053 to 1886 and encodes 277 amino acids.
ACGGUUACAGACGACAAUGGGGUGUGAUCCAAAUGGGCGGCAGUAAAUCAGUCACGCCACGGUCAAAACAUUGGGGUGAAAAAAAUGUUCUUCACAAUCCUAUCAUCGGAUGCGCACCGGUUGACAUCAAACAUGAAAAAGAUGCAUAUCAUUUAGUUAUAAUGCAAAUAUGUGUAUUCUACUGCAAGCAAGAGAUGUAGUUUACCGGUAUCUUUGAAAUAUUUUACACCCUUGCAAUAAACCGCAAGGGACAGAGGAUCCAUUGAAUAUUGAGGAGCAAGCAAGGUAGGCGACAGAAUUUGAGGUUAUUGACGGUCAUAGCCCUAUUCUAUCCAUGAAAUCUUGCACCAAUUAGUCACCGAGUUAUCCUGCGUGAAGGUGUUCUGUUUUGACCAAAAUAUGUUAUCUUUACUGCGAAGGCUAUAAACUGAAGAAAUUACACAUAUGUUAUUUAACCAUGCUGGAAAAGUAGUCUGAUCGGUGACCAGAGUAUGGUUCUACAGCUGACAGACUGUUUAUAAUACGGACCAAAUGUUCAAGCCAUUUCUUUUUGAUCAUACCCUAUUGAUGUGCCUACUAAUCUCAAAGAAUACAAUAGGAUGGAGACAGUAUGUGGUAAAGGAGGGACAUUGGAUGGUGACAUGCUGAUGGUCAUCGUUAAACAAGAGGAAGAAGACCAUAUGGAGCAGAUGUCCAAUGGUCCACUGUCAUCUGACACGCUCAUCAAACAGGAGCAAGAAGAGGGCCUAGAACAAGGCACUACAGCUCCAGGCGACCAACUCCCUGAGGAAACAGACACCCUGGAAGAAGGAGGAGGAAGGGAAAGACUGAAGAGAGGUGCUGGUCUACUGUUGAGACUGAGGAUGUCUCUGGGUCAGACUCCAGUUGGUGCUGCAGACUGUGUCAGCGCUGCUUCAGUUCCUCCUGGCAGCUAACGGGACACUUGUACUGGCAUCGCGGGGGAGGACGGGGUCGCCCACGGCCACAAGGUCAAACUGGAGUUCCAGUGCCCAGUGUGUGGCGACCGCUUCCUCCGCCCCACAGCCUUCAUCAUGCACAAGCGCAGUCACAUGGGCCAGUCCCAGUACGUCUGUGGGGUCUGUGGACGGACGCUCAAGAGCCUGCGCAAGCUGGUCUCCCACAAGCGCUCACACUCCCGCCGCCGCAGGACUGUGGCUGAACGACAGCAGUGCCAUGACUGCAGCCAGAGCUUCCGAAACCUGAUGGCACUCAGAAAACACCGGGAGAGACAGCACGGAGAGGAGAGGAAUUGGAAAGAUGAGGACAGGGCAGUGAGAGAGGAAGAGGAGGGAAGCACUGCAGUAAUCUCUAAUGAUUCAACCAGAGUUUCAGCCCAGCCUCCCCAGUCUACUCAGUGCCACCAGUGUUUCAUGACCUUUCAGGAUGCAGAGACAGAAGAGAGGCAUUUACGCUUCAAGCACCCAGUAGAGUAUGAGAGACAUCUCAGAGGUCGCACAGUGUUUGCCUGCUGUGUCUGCGACCGUACAUUCCCCUCCUCCUGUCUGCUCUCAGCUCACCAACGCACCCACAGCAAGUGGAGUCUGCCCCCCACUGGACCAGAAGACUCUGUCCAAGAAAGCACAGACGGAGGAGAGGCUGAGGGUAUGGACAAUGAAAAAAACAGAGCUGGUCCAAUGAGCUGUGAGCACUGUCAUAUCAUCUUCAAUGACCCUCGAACCUGGGAACGUCACAUGACGGCCAAGCACCCCCCAUCCCUGUCGACACCUACUUCACCAGGGAAUGCCUACCUGACUUCUAGACCUGCCAGGGGUCAACUACGACCCUAUCGCUGCUCCUCCUGUGGAGAGAGAUUCAUACAGGAAAGCACCCUGACCAAACACUGCACCGAGGCACACGCCAGCUGAGAGAGGAUGGUUCUGGGAGCAUAGAUACCAAGAUGAAGAGGACAAGAGGCAAGUUGGAGUGAUAUAUAUAGGAGUGUUUUCCAGGAGGGCCUUGACUAACUAUUUACCAAGUUGUUUAAUGAAGAAAUGACGUGUCACUUAGGAUAAAUCAAAUAUCAUUUCAUUGUAGGCCUUAGUGUCAACCCUUAUGUCAACUUUCUCCAACACCAACAGAAUCCUCACAAAAUAUAUUUUGAAUUAAUAUCUCUUCUAGGGCUGUGAUGAUACCAGUAUCGCAAUAUUUUUUCCAUGGCAAAAAUUAAAACAUGAAGCAGACCAGACACUUUGGUCCUUUUAUUUUCCAAGCUAUAGCUUUGAAAAUAAAUACAUGUGAUUCUGGAUAAAAACAUAAUGAUGUUUGUUUCCAACUUCAAGGCUGUUUCCCCAAAGAAGUUAAAUCCACUUCGUGUUUUGUUUCCUUGUCACGAUACUGGUAUCGUCCCGGCCCUAACAACUUGAAAAGCACCGUGUCAAAAUGGAGUAGUUUUCAAAAUAAAAGCCUGACCAUAUUUAUUAGAG